Bacillus rossius redtenbacheri is the source of this 5607-nucleotide messenger RNA. Its product is annotated as hydroxymethylglutaryl-CoA lyase, mitochondrial. Gene Ontology annotation, molecular function: hydroxymethylglutaryl-CoA lyase activity. Gene Ontology annotation, biological process: ketone body biosynthetic process; L-leucine catabolic process. The record is from RefSeq and is a predicted model, not a curated record. The coding region runs from base 201 to 1202 and encodes 333 amino acids. The transcript is spliced from 5 exons. NCBI's taxonomy places the organism in Eukaryota, Metazoa, Arthropoda, Insecta, Phasmatodea, Bacillidae.
AAGGUCCAAAGAUUAUCCACCUACUAUGCGAGAUAAAACUUUGAAUGUUUGUUUUAAAUGAUAAGGCAAACUUGUGUGCGUUUCACGCUUUUCAUGAGAAGUUUGUUUAAAAUAUUUGGUUUCUGUUUUAUAUAUAAUUUGGGAUAGUGGUCUUGGCUGAAUUGUUAAAUGAUUUGGACAUUUUCGUGUAAAAUAUAAACAUGACUUCACUCGCGCGUUCGUGUUUUAAACUGCGCGGAAGAGUAAUACCCUAUUUAUUUCGACACAGACUAGUGAGAGGUUAUGCCACGAAGUACCCCAGCGAGGUGCGCGUUGUCGAGGUGGGUCCACGGGACGGACUGCAGAACGAGUCCCAGUUUGUGCCGACUCCUGUGAAGGUUGAGCUGAUAAACAUGCUGUCAAGGAGCGGGCUCAGGCAAAUCGAGUCCACGGCGUUCGUGUCUCCCAAAUGGAUACCCCAAAUGGCAGACAACCAGCAAGUUAUGCGUGGAAUCACCAAAAGGCCUGGUGUCACGUAUUCUGCUCUCGUGCCGAACUUGAAAGGAUUACAUUCAGCGAUGGAAGUUGGUGUCCAAGAAGUGGCUAUUUUUGGUGCGGCUUCAGAAACAUUCAGUCAAAAGAACAUCAACUGCUCUAUCCAAGAAAGCUUGAAGAGGUUUGAAGAAGUAAUGAAAGUUUCAAAGGAGAACAACAUUAAAGUGCGUGGAUACGUUUCGUGUGUGGUUGGCUGUCCGUACGAAGGUGACAUCACACCAGGAGCAGUUUCUGAGGUGGCCAAGGCGUUGUGCGACAUGGGCUGCUACGAAGUUUCCCUGGGGGACACCAUCGGUGUCGGGAAGCGUCGCACGAUGGUGGCAAUGCUGGAGGAGGUGAUGCGGCUCGUCCCGGUGGAACGACUGGCCAUCCACUGCCACGACACGUACGGGCAGGCGCUCGUCAACACGGUGACGGCUAUGGAGUUUGGAAUCUCGGUCGUGGAUGCGUCUGUGGGCGGCCUGGGGGGUUGUCCGUACGCGCUGAACGCAACUGGCAACCUGGCCACGGAGGACCUGGUCUUCAUGUUGCACGGCAUGGACGUCAACACAGGGGUGGAUCUGAACCAUCUGGUCGAUGCAGGGGUGUACAUCAACCAGUGUCUGGGCAGGAAGACCAAGUCCCGGGUGGGCGAGGCGCACAUGUCCAGGCAGAGUUCCGGAGCGUGACGAUGCUCCCCCACGGGUGUCACGCUGCGGCAGUCCGAGAAGGUGCUGCCUCGACUGCGUACGUGCCUUCAGUUGGCGAGUUCUGCUGUUUUACUGGUGGAGUUAGGAAUCAUCAGAAGACGGCAUGCUGUGAUGUAGUUGAUGUCGCUUUUUAACCUCACCAUUGCCAUAUUGUUCAGACUAAAAAUUUCCAGAAAUGGUGCUUGAUAAUGUCUGAUGAUCGUUAGGGACAAGAUUACGUGGUGAAUCGUGAUAAAACCGUAAUAACACCGAAAAGCAUGUCAAAACACAGCGUAACACGGGAAUGCAAGUUAUGUCAUGGAAUUAAGUAGCAUUUAAUUCAAACUUGAUUCAAAUCAUAAAAAAGUAAUCUUUUAAUGUUUAAAAUUCAAGGAAUGUCGUAAUUUCCGGACAAAAAAUUAUACCAAAGUGAAUGGAUCAGAAAAAUUAAUCUAAUUUUUUUUAUUGUUCAUCUCUUAGUGAAUCACUUUUAAACCACAAAUGUUUGCCAAUUUAUUUUUGUUGUUGUGAAUAUACCGUAUUUAAUCGCAUAAUGUCCGCCAUCGCAUAAUGUCCCCACAUUUCUUUUUAAAUACUUGAAAUGGAAUUUUUUAAAAUCCGCAUAAAGUCCGCACCAGACAAAGCAACCUUGGCCACCCCUGAAAGGCACAGUAACGGGAUGUAAAAUUACUGACGCUGUCAACAAUGCUUUGACCUUGAGUUGUUCAUUUCUCUGGAGCGGUCGCUGAGAGGGUUUUGUAGCGUGGUGAAACCGUCCGGACUCAGAAACUCGCACUCCACUGCGCAGCUGCCUGCAACGUCACGCGAGUUGCAAGGGGAUGGGCUAUAUAUAGCACAAGCCAGUACACGUCAACUCACACUACGUCACAAAUUAGGGGAGGUAGCGGAGAAGUGGUGGGGGUACAUGCGCACGGUUUUUUUAUACAGACAAUGGCAAGGGACAGGGAGGGAGGCUCGCCGGCGCCGGCUAAUGCAGACAUUAGACAUCUGCCCCAUGCCGUCAGUGGCCAUCUCAAUGAAAGAUUAAAAAAAUAUCUUUUCACGCAAAGUGUUUAUUUUGUGUAGGCUGGCUGCGGCUUCUGAACGUAAGAGCGCACACGCGAGUGAGAGAAGAAAAAAAAAUGAGUGGCGUCUUCCACUAAUCGCCGGCACCCAAUUAUCUCGACACCUGUCACAUUUCUCACGUCCGCUGCGUAGGGUCGCCAGUCACCAGCGCUCUGCUAGUAUACUAAUUAUGAGAGAACAAUUUUUUUACUCUACACAAAACGUAAAAUUUUGAGGAAAAAUUUUUUUUUUCAGACUUCACCUCAUAAUGUCUGCACCCCAUUUUUUUUGUCAAAAAUGUAGCCAAAUUACUGCGGACAUUAUGCGAGUAAAUACGGUAUCUAUUUUAGACCAAUUCAUUGAAUAGUUAUUUCAUUGUAAAAUGCAGCAUAUUUAUUUUUACCACUAUUUUGGUGGAGUGAAUAUUACAAAAUAUUUUAUAAAAAUUAAAAAACAAUAACAAUGAAAUCCUCUAUUUUAAAAAUGAAAUUGGACUAAAAAUAAAACCAUCAAAUCUUGUCUCUAAUGAUAGUAAGUAAGAUUUAGAAUCUCCAACAUUAAAACAGUCACUUUCAUAAGAAAAGUCAUGUAGAACUGUUUUUACACUGCAAACGCUGAAUUUCAACCAAUUUUUUGGGCAUGUUACCAACAUGUCACAACAAUUAGCUGUAGAAAAAAAUAGCUUCACACAUUUACCAUGUUAUCAUGCAGAUGUAGCCACCCCCUGGUUUUAUACAUGCAGCGGGUAUUGGAUAUUUAAUAUAGCAUGUCUCAUCCUUGGAUUGCAUUGUGCAGUUUUAGGAUAUUUACUGUUUCUUUUAGUGCACUAUAUCUGCUAUUAACGCUGACCUUGUUUCAAUGUGCUCUCUUACCAGAUAUAUCCAAAGAGAACAAAAGUUUUAGACAAAACUUUAUAUUGGAAUGAAAAUCUUUUAAAUUCUACUUAAAAAUAUUUAAUACAUAAAUUUUAAAUAAUUUUGAAAAUACAAUUUCUUUUUGUAUUUCAUUAAGAGCAUCAUCUGGUAAUAUUCAAUCCUUACUUCUAAGGAAAUGUGCCAUAAAUAAUGCCAUCUUAGUCUUAAAUAUUUUUUAUUCAUACAUUUUUAAUUGGAAAAAUUAAAUAUUUUGGUUCUUGUUGACUAUAGGACAUAAUUAAUGGAAUGUCUUGUUAUUUAUAGGACCUACUGCUACAAAUACCGUAUUUACCGAAUAUACUGUGACUGAAUAUAAUGUGACACCAAACUUUUGGAUUGUGAGUCUAGGAAAAAGAAUGUUUAUAGAGGAGAUCACAGUUAAAACUUACCUAGGCCAAUAUAAAUUUGAGUUUGUCAUUACAUUAAACAAUAGUAUUUAUAUUAACAGCAUUUGUUAUGAUGCUGGUAAGAAUAAUCAUUCACUGUCAGUGUCUGCAAUGCUGCUGCUGCUACUUCUGACACUGCCUUUAUCUUCAUCUUGCCAGCACAGAUCGUCUUCAGUGAAAUUCAUGCCAACAUUUUAAAGCGAAGAAACAUGUUUGGGUGAUCAGUAGGGAGGUGUGAAUAUCCAAAGUGUGUUUGUUCUGAUGCUGGUAAGAAUAAUCAUUCACUGUCAAUGUCUGCAAUGCUGCUGCUGCUACUUCUGACACUGCCUUUAUCUUCAUCUUGCCAGCACAGAUUGUCUUCAGUGCAAUUCAUGCCAACAUUUCAAAGCGAAGAAACAUGUUUGGGUGAUCUGUAGGGAGGUGUGAAUAUCCAAAGUGUGUUUGUUCUGGUCUUAAAAAAUUUAAGCACUACAUGACAGUUAAGUGCUUCAAAGAUAAUUCUGCUUAAAUUACACAUAGCUGCUACCAGUUUUCAUUGCUUGUACAGAGUUAUAAUUAGUCAAUUGAAGUGCCUUUUUAUGUCUGAAAUACUAAAUUUACAUGUUGAUUACUAUAAUAUUUAACUGUGCAGUUUAGUAUUGUAAUUUCUGCGGUUAGUAGUACCAUUGAAUAUAAUAAUACUUAUAAAAGUUGCCAAGUCAUAAAAAAACAUUUUUGCAGUUAAAAUGUUAGUAGGACUGCCCAACACGAGAUGGCAUUGUAAUCACCUCGUUAAGCUGGUGGUACCGUUGUGCGGUUGGCAGGGGGAGUAAUCAUCCAUUCAUAAUUCCGUUUUCUUUUUGUCUCGGAAAUAACUUUUUCUUGUUUCAUGAAUGGCUGUGGAUAAAACAGGCAACGGAACAAGCUGCCUGCUUUUUACUUGGAAUAUAUGAGGUCAUGUAUAUAUAUAUAUAAUAUAUUAUAUUAUAAUAUAUUAUAUAUAUAUAUAUAUAUAUAUAUAUAUAUAUAUAUAUAUAUAUAUAAUAAUUUAUUCAUUCCAUCUUGGGGGCUUCCCAUCCGAAAAUGCUCAUGGCUUUACCGCUCAACCGAACAUUACAGGCAUUUUGGAGUGUGCAUGGGGAUGCAGAACUUUUAAAGCCCGUGCAGGAACAUAAGUGCAGGCUGUUGUACACACAUUUCCACUUGUAGCAUCUGUAUUUACAACUUUCACUUUACCAUUCCCUUCUGUCAAGCAGAUUUUUUGGGUUCAUUUAAUUUUUACAGUUUUAAUAAUUUUCUAGUCCUGAUGUUAAAUAUCACUUUCUAUUCCUCAUACAAUAUUUCAGAAGACUACAGAGAAAGUAUGGUUAAAAUUGUAAUUAUUAUUUUCUGUAAUGUAGAAGGCACUAUUUCAUUUUAUUUUACUACCCGCAUUAGACAAAUAAAUAGCAAUAUUUUGAGGUGAUUCACCUGCUCACUGCAAAACGUCACACCAGCUUAUCAAGGGAAUUACUAUGCCAUCUCGUGUCAGGCAGCCCUGCUAGCUAUCAAAAGGGCAAUGAAAUUUUAUGGCGGCUUGAUGACUUCUCUAAGUAUAUUUAUAUUCAGUGGUAAUACUGAAUGAUGUUUAUUUUUAUGAAAAACCCAGAAUUAUCAGUACUAAUAAAAUAUGAAUACAAAUGUUUUAAUUUUUAGCAAAUUGUUCAGUUAUGCUUCUAGAUAACUUGUAUGAAAGUUUUAAUUUUUUUUUACUUAGUACAAAAUUGAAAUUAAACUAAGUUUAAUGUAGUCAACAGGCAUUCAACUUCAACCAAACUGAAAAAAAAAAACAAGGAACCCAUUGUGAUCUGUUGUGUAGCUGUAUGAAAAUGACUGAAUGUUUUAUAAUAUAAUUAAAUAAAUGUAUAUGUAAUUUUUAUAAAUACUAUCUUAAACAAUAAUUGCCAGUGUUUUAAGUCAUAUAUAUGUAAAAACAAUUUAUUUUUGGGACCACUUUAACAUGUGUACUGUAUAAUAUUGUUAUUGUGUAUUUUUUGGUGUCAUAAAGCUGUAUAUUUUUUU